AACAACAUAAAGCAGUCCUCAAGGCAGGUGAUUCAGCAAGAGGUAACAAAGUUGUAUUGGGAAAAAUUUUUAAAAAUAGUUGGGAGGACAAAUUAAAAGAGGUUAUGAAUUCCAAACAAGAAUGGAUAAUACAACAACUCUGUUAUUUACAAAAUACCAAAGAUAAUAGGUAUGAAGAUAUUUCAGUUUUUGUUGCUGAUGGUGUUGUUCAGGGCUUUUCGUCCAGAAUUUCUUCUAACGAAAUAAUGAAUGUUGGACAAGGUGGAUUUAGUCAACCUGUCAUCUUGAUGGAUGAUAAUUAA
This is a messenger RNA of Racocetra persica, 302 nucleotides long. The record is from the annotation of a GenBank genome assembly. NCBI's taxonomy places the organism in Eukaryota, Fungi, Glomeromycota, Glomeromycetes, Diversisporales, Gigasporaceae.